AUGGUUAAAGAACAAAUUCAUCAAAUACAGACGGAAGUAUGGAAGGAAAAGCACUUGCAAAAAAUUCACACAAGUUUAAAGCCGCUUCAACACUGGAGUGUAACAAGGCGCAAUCCAUGCGUGCGAGAGAUAAUAGCUAACCUGGUAAAUUUGUUAUGCGGAAAUGUUCCAGCACUGGUGUUAUCAGCUGUAAUAGAUAACGAUACUGAAUAUGUAUGUCGUGUAUGCGGUGAAUAUCUGCUUGAUGUUGGAAAACACUUUGUAAUGAACUGUUCAGCAACGAAUCUAGAGCGUAACACAAUGUGGGACAAAUUAAUGGAUAGCCUUCCUAUACAAAGCAUGUGCUAUAUCCACAACCUAGAAGAAGAGGAUAUUUAUACAGUCCUAUUAAGUGGAAACUGUCCCUCUCUUACCACUGAGGAACUUGAUAGAUUUCUGACAAUAACAGCAGGCGGAAUAUUCAACAUAUUCCUCAAAGUGCGUGAUCUCAAUGCGAUACAAGUUAACGAAUAA
This is a messenger RNA of Paramuricea clavata, 513 nucleotides long. The record is from the annotation of a GenBank genome assembly. NCBI's taxonomy places the organism in Eukaryota, Metazoa, Cnidaria, Anthozoa, Malacalcyonacea, Plexauridae.